Molecule: messenger RNA, 420 nt
Organism: Pochonia chlamydosporia 170
Lineage: Eukaryota; Fungi; Ascomycota; Sordariomycetes; Hypocreales; Clavicipitaceae
Exons: 1
Coding region: 1-420 (139 amino acids)
Source: RefSeq, a predicted model, not a curated record
AUGUCAACUCCCUCAUUAUUGUCACCCUUGACUGGCUUUGGACAUUUGGUUCGCCUCCGUGACCCUCUGCUGCUUGUUCCACUGUCCAGAGCUGGCCAAGCGCUUGUUCCUUGCAAGACUCAAAAACUUGGUCCUGUGAUGCGGCCAAAAAGCCUACCACCUUUUGCUGUAACACGACAAUUUACCGGCACUCUCCAUAUCGCACAGCUAAUCUGUUCCCCUCCUCAGGUGCAUCAGGGCUCUCCGACGAGUUUGCCGAAAAGCAUUCUGAGUACUGGCGACCUGGCCUCAAAAACGCUCCAAGGGCACGGUCGUCGAGUGAAAUAUGACGAACAGAAACAACUGCGCCGUACGGAAGUACAUAGCACUAUUGGCCACAACCUAAAAAUGAACGCACUAUUACAGAUGGAUCUGGACUAG